Cephus cinctus (wheat stem sawfly) is the source of this 2280-nucleotide messenger RNA. Its product is annotated as protein zwilch homolog. Gene Ontology annotation, cellular component: RZZ complex. The coding region runs from base 256 to 2109 and encodes 617 amino acids. Lineage: Eukaryota; Metazoa; Arthropoda; Insecta; Hymenoptera; Cephidae. Gene Ontology annotation, biological process: mitotic spindle assembly checkpoint signaling; protein localization to kinetochore. The record is from RefSeq and is a predicted model, not a curated record. The transcript is spliced from 12 exons.
AUCGCCUAAAACCGUAGCGUUGUGCAUCUCCUUACUGAUCUCUGGUAUAAGUGAGCUAAGAGCGAUGCCUUUUCGAACGUUACAAUAUAAACGCACGUUGACAUUUCAAAUCCUGGCACUUGGUCCUCUACGAGGGCAUAAAGCCACAAGUUACAAGAAGAAGAAGAAGACAUUCAAAUAGAUGUUUAAUUUAAGAGCUACAUGAUAAAAUAUUUUUCAUAAACUGUCGGUUUAAUCUUAUAAGAAAAGUGAAAUAUGAACAACGUAGAACGUGUUAAAGCUGCUCUUCAAGAGUCAUCGCUUACGGUGAAGAAAAUAACAUUGUCAUAUGUUGAACGGUUAUUACCCGAAAUACAGGGAUGUGAUACAAUCAUUCUUUUCAAACAUGCUGCUCCAGAAAAUUUAGUUUUACAAAAUGAUUCGGAGGGAUAUAACGACAGCUUUGUUCACGAAAAACUGGAUCUAACUGGCUCUCCAUUGCAAUGCUCAUUUAGCGAUGAGUGCCAAUUCAAUUCCUCUGUAAUAAUUCCAAAACGCCAAUGGAGAAAAGAAGAAGAAGAAAUUUUACCUAUAUCUAGGAUGCAGGCAUGUGUGUCAGUAAAUGAAUGCAUUGAAAAUUUGGAUAAAUGUUGGGCAAUUCCAAUUCUUUCCAUAUGUGAUGGACAAGAUAAGGAGAAAACAGUAUUAUUAGGAAUAUACAAUCAAUCAAAAUGGUUCGUUACCAUUAUAGCACGAAUUGCAGAAUUGCAAGGGCUUAAAAAAGUUAUUAAUGGCAUACCUAUACUAAUGCAGGAACAUGUUAAAUUAUCAGGUGUAUAUGAACAUCAAAUAAACGUAUCUGUUCUCAGUGUUUUUGAAUUAUUUGGAUCAAAAGCAGAAACUAUGGAUUGGAUUGAAUUUCCUAAAAGUAGUUUUGCAGGAUGCUUAUAUCUAGAAGCAAGAUCAACAAAUUUAUCAUUUUACACUUCUUCAAGAAUAUCAUCAUGCAAUUUGAUCAUGGAAAUAGCUGCAGGUACAAUAAUGAAUGACUUGUGGAAAGAAAUUAUACUACUCAGUCAAUACUUGUCAAUACUUGAUACAUAUGAACAAAAGAUAACGAAUUUGCAUCAGAAUACAGUGCCUAUAAAGUUUCCCCAAGAUUUUACUACUUCUUUUUGUAAGCCUUGUGAAGAAAUAAUGAGAAAGAUUCAUGGACUUUUAAAUGGUGAUAGCACUUUACCUGAGUGUGGUGACGAUAUUGAUAUGCCAGCCAGCUAUUCACAUUGCGCUGAAAAUGUUACAGGAAAAUAUAUUCUACAGAAAAUUUUGAUAAAUGUUUAUUUUCGAGAAAAUACAGAUUUUGUCGAUGCACUGUGGAGGAUUCUUAUUGGUUGUGCCAGAUAUGAAGAAAUAAUGGAUUCGUUUUGUAUGAUUUUUGAAAAAUUGCUAUCAGAGGGUUACGAACCCGAGUUGGAUUCAACAAACUCUACUCGAAUCGCAAGAAUCAUAUUUUCAUUGAGGCAACGAAAAUCAUUGCCACCGCUAUUGACAGGUAGUUUACCAUUAGAAUUAUUAAUUGAUGCUGGAUUUGGCAAGCUUAGUAGGGAUUACAAGUUCUUGCUCAGCAAUUUAAAUUUGCUUGAACCUUACGAGAUGUUUCAAGAAAUUGGAAACGUAUCAUCGGGUGAAUUUGUGAUUAGAACUUACAGGAAAAAGCUACUCUCCUUGGCACAAAUUCAUCUCUGUUUAGAAUUUUCUUUGUUUGCUCAAACACAUUUACAAAUGCCAACAACCAAUUUACAGCCUUUGUUGAGUAAUGCUUAUCGACAAUACUGCUGUGAAGGAUCUCCUAUGCAAUUAUUAUCAGAUGCAUCUGAAACUGCUAUACAUCAGUUAAUAGUAAACUGUCCCGACGAUGUUGCUAGACAAAUAGAGAAAAUACCACCCUCAACGUGGCGAUUGACGCUCAGUUCCGAAACUUUUAUGAAUAGGUACAGCACAGUUACGUAUUACAGUCGCAAGCCUAUUUUUCCGCCUAAUAUAUAUUGUCCAGAUAAUAUACAUGAGGAUAAAGGAGAAAUAACAUAUCAUUCGACUGUCGUAACAUGCCUCUCACAUAGAAACCCAUGAUUAGCGGUUAGAAGAAAAUAAAUUAAACAAAUAUAGAAUGGAUAUUACAAAAUUAAGAAAAUUAGUAUUAUAGUGGUGAUUAAGCAAUUAAAUAUUUAGCAGUUCAAUGUUGCAUUCGUUUUAAAAGCUGUACAUAUUCUACGAAAAUAUAUUGUUUUAACAUAGACAGUA